This is a messenger RNA of Phlebotomus argentipes, 1476 nucleotides long. RefSeq lists its product as uncharacterized. The record is from RefSeq and is a predicted model, not a curated record. The transcript has a single exon. Bases 184 to 1476 code for a protein of 430 amino acids. Lineage: Eukaryota; Metazoa; Arthropoda; Insecta; Diptera; Psychodidae.
UAAAAAUCAUAACUGUCGCUCCAGCGUAGCUCUUGUAUUUCCCCAAUUUUCAUUCGUUUUUCACAGUAAAACGUGGAUUUUUUCUGUUGAGAAGUGGCAUUUUGUGUUCGUGGAAACUACAUUUUUGAAAGUCUGGAAAAAAACACUCAGAUUCCAGAGAAUUUGUGGAAGAAAACAAUAACAAUGACGUGCAUUCUCAGCCCAAACAAACGUCGCCGCGAAUCUGAAAACUUUGUUCCUUCCGACAAGCUGUCCUAUCAUCAACAAAUCUUUCCCGGAAUGGAGACCAAGUUUAUCUCGGACAUACUCACGGCGAGAGUGGUAGAGAAUCCGUACGAAGUGGUGAGGAAACCGCCGAAGAAGAAGAAAAAGGAAGAGUCCCUCACUGGGUUUGUCAACGAAGCCCUCAAUCUCAAUACUCCCGAAAGGCAGUUCAAUCCUUUCGAGGUGAAGCGUUCAGAGUGCGAUACACCUGUCCAGGCUGUCUCCUACGUCAACCUGGGUUUGAAUUUGAAGGCCCCGGAGAGUGUCGGUGCAAAGAAUCCUUUCGAAAUUGUACGCUGUGAAGGCAAGGCGAUUGGGAGGGAUCAGGAAGGAAUUGAGAACCCAGCAUUGGAAGUACAACGUCCUCUGGCCAUAGCUGUUCCUUUUACACCCAAUGUGAAUCGUCGGAUUGCCUUUAGCGAGGUAAAGACCCCACCAAACUCUAUGACGCCCUCGGAGAUGUUGUCCAAGAGUCUUCGCUUCACCCCAGAAAUUACAACCACUCCCAGGCGUUCCACACGGAAGAACCUCUCCACAAUCAGCGAGGAGGUUUUGAAUAUCGACGAAGAGCUGGAUUGCUACCAGUUGGAGUUGGAGAACAGCAUAAAUGAGGCAAAAUCUGUCAACAAAAAAUACUUUUCCGAUCUCCGGAAGGGUGUUAUGAAGAAGGAGGCAGUCAAAAUUCAGCAUUUACAGCCUGAACCUGAUGUUAUUUACGACGGAGAUGAGAAUAAUGAUGAUAUCCCAGCAAAUGAUGAAGAUUUCGCCUUCAGGAAUCCUCAACCCUUUCAGCGUGCUUAUCGACGUCCUGGUCAAAUUGCGGUGGUUUCCAAGGGUGAAACCAAGAGCUCAAUCAGGCGUAGCAUUCGUAAAUUGGCUGGAAUAGGAAAGAAACCAAGGAAGCCCGAAGAUGAGAAUCAGGAAAAUCCCAGUCAAGACAGCACUGAUAAAGCAAUUACUGGGAACAAACUAAUGGCUUCCAUCAGACAAAGCUUGAGGCUGAAGAAGAAAGGGACGCAGGAGCAGAAAAAUGUCCCUACGGAAGUGCUAAAUGCAACAAUGAUCGAAAGCAAUAGCCGACAGGUGUUCAGACAGCUUCAGGAGCCAGAAAAUGCCUUCAAGCGGAACACAUUGAGGCGCUCCACGAGACAAGUGUUGAAAAGCGUUUUCAAGAAGAACGUCGAAGGAUAUGAGUUGGAAUUUACCAAAUGA